AUGGCAUCCUCUGCAAAUGGAAGCAUCGCCAAGAGGUGGCGCGAGCUCCAAGGCGACAACUCCUGGAAGGGCCUCCUGGACCCGCUGGAUAUGGACCUCCGCAAGUCCAUCAUCUCCUACGGCGAGCUCGCCGAGGCCACCUACGACGGGUUCAACACGGAGCGGCGGUCGCCGCACGCCGGCGCCUGCAUGUACGGCUACUCCGACCUGCUGGCCAGCUCGGGCGUGGCGGCGGCCGGCCACUACGAGGUCACCAGGUUCAUCUACGCCACGUCGGGGCAGCCCCUCCCCGACGCCUUCCUCCUGCGCCCGCUGGCGGCGCUCAAGGACGUGUGGUCCAGGGAGUCCAACUUCAUGGGCUACGUCGCCGUGGCCACCGACGAGGGCGCCGCCGCGCUGGGGAGGCGCGACAUCGUCGUCGCGUGGCGCGGCACCGUGCAGAGCCUGGGUGGGUCAACGACCUCGGCUUCACGCCCGUGCCCGCCGCGCCGCCACGCCGGCUCCAAGUUCAACAAGACUAGCGCCAGGGACCAGGUCUUCGAGGAGGUGAGGAGGCUGGUGGAGCUCUACAAGGACGAGGAGAUGAGCAUCACCAUCACCGGACACAGCCUCGGCGCGGCCAUCUCCAUCCUCAACGCCGUCGACAUCGUCAGCAACGGCGUGAACGUGCCCGGCGGCUCAUCAUCCACCAAUAAGCCACCGUGCCCGGUGACGGCCAUCGUGUUCGCGUGCCCGCACGUCGGCGACCGCUUCUUCAGGGCGGCCUUCCAAUCCUUCAAGGACCUCAAGGCUCUCCACGUGAAGAACGCCGGCGACGUCGUGCCAAUGUACCCGCCGCUGGCGUACGUGGACGUGGCCGUGACGUUGAACAUCAACACCGGUCGGUCGCCGUACCUCAAGUGGCCCGGCACGGUGCAGACGCUCCACAACCUCGAGUGCUACCUGCACGGCGUCGCCGGCGAGCAGGGCAGCGCCGGAGGGUUUAAGCUGGAGGUGGAGCGCGACGUGGCGCUGGUGAACAAGGGCGCCGACGCGCUCAAGGACGAGUACCCGGUGCCGGCGAGCUGGUGGGCGCCAAAGAUCAACAAGGGCAUGGUGAAGGAUGAUGCCGACGGCCAGUUGAUGCUCAACGACUUCCAGCAAAUCUAA
This is a messenger RNA of Miscanthus lutarioriparius, 1149 nucleotides long. NCBI's taxonomy places the organism in Eukaryota, Viridiplantae, Streptophyta, Magnoliopsida, Poales, Poaceae. The record is from the annotation of a GenBank genome assembly.